AUGGUGACGAUCCUGAGCACGGUGGAGGCGCAGGCUCCCAGCACCGCGGGGCCAUCGGGCUGUGGCCCUGUCCCCGUCCCUGUCCCGGUGGUGGCCGUGCCAGGCCCGGGGGUGGCGGCGGCGCUGCCCAACGGGGCCCCCCCGGGUCCCCCUCCGGUGACCGAUGACAGCAAAACCAACCUGAUCGUCAACUACCUGCCACAGUCCAUGAGCCAGGAGGAGCUGAGGAGCCUCUUCGGGAGCCUCGGGGACAUCGAGUCCUGCAAGCUCGUCCGGGACAAGGUCACCGGACAAAGCCUGGGCUAUGGCUUCGUCAACUACGUGGAGGCCGGCGAUGCCGACAGAGCCAUCGGGGCCCUCAACGGCCUCAAGCUGCAGACCAAGACCAUCAAGGUGUCCUACGCCCGGCCCAGCUCGGCGUCCAUCCGCGACGCCAACCUGUACGUGAGCGGCCUGCCCAAGGCCAUGGGGCAGAAGGAGAUGGAGCAGCUCUUCUCCCAGUACGGCCGGAUCAUCACGUCCCGGAUCCUCGUGGAUCAGGUCACAGGUGUGUCGCGGGGGGUGGGCUUCAUCCGCUUCGACAAGCGCGUGGAGGCCGAGGAGGCCGUGCGGGGGCUGCACGGGCAGAAGCCCCUCGGGGCGGCCGAGCCCAUCACGGUCAAGUUCGCCAACACCCCCGGGCAGAAAUCGGGGGGGGCCCUGCUGAGCCUCUCCCCCGGAGCCCGGCGCUACGGGACCCUGCACCCCCCAGCACAGCGCUUCCGACUGGACAAUUUGCUGAACGUGGCGUACGGGGUGAAGAGGUUCUCACCGUUGGCCAUCGAGGCGGUGCCGGCGCUGGCCGGGGUGGGCUUGGGGACCCCCGGCCCGGGCUGGUGCAUCUUCGUCUACAACCUGGCCCCGGAGGCGGACGAGAGCGUCCUGUGGCAGCUCUUCGGGCCCUUCGGCGCCGUCACCAACGUCAAGGUCAUCCGCGACUUCGCCACCAACAAGUGCAAAGGCUUCGGCUUCGUCACCAUGACCAACUACGAGGAGGCGGCCAUGGCCAUCGCCAGCCUCAACGGCUACCGCCUGGGCGACCGCGUGCUCCAGGUGUCCUUCAAGACCACCAAGCAGCACAAGGCCUGA
Molecule: messenger RNA, 1128 nt
Organism: Pseudopodoces humilis (Tibetan ground-tit)
Lineage: Eukaryota; Metazoa; Chordata; Aves; Passeriformes; Paridae
Source: RefSeq, a predicted model, not a curated record